Naegleria gruberi is the source of this 1050-nucleotide messenger RNA. RefSeq lists its product as uncharacterized. Gene Ontology annotation, biological process: long-chain fatty acid metabolic process. Gene Ontology annotation, molecular function: long-chain fatty acid-CoA ligase activity. The transcript has a single exon. The annotation marks the transcript as partial. Gene Ontology annotation, cellular component: membrane; endoplasmic reticulum. The record is from RefSeq and is a predicted model, not a curated record. NCBI's taxonomy places the organism in Eukaryota, Heterolobosea, Eutetramitea, Acrasida, Naegleriidae.
AUGGAUAAAAUUUUGGAAGAUUUCCAAUUGAUUCAACCUGUAACACUUUCCACUACACCAAGAUUCUACAAUACUCUCCUCGCUGAAUAUCAAAGUAGAUUGAAGAGAAAUGCUAGUAGUAGUGAGCCAGUCUCUGAAUUUUUAAUUUUGAAUAAUUUCAAAAAUAUUUUAGGAGGAAGAAUAACUUCAAUUGUAACAGGUGGCGCUGCAACCUCCCCUGAAGUAAUUAAAUUCCUUCGUGACUGCUUCAAGGUACCUGUUUUCAAUGGGUAUGCCUCAACUGAGUGUGGAUCCAUUGGUUGGAUUGAUAGAGGAGAAUUGGAGCAAGUGUAUAUUACAGACAAGACCAAGAAGGACAAUGAAAAUCUUCCAUCUCACAUGCUCCUAGUUGACGGUGUCACCAUCAAGUUGGAAAAUGUUCCAGAACUCUCCUAUUACAUUACCGAUCAGCCAAAUGCUAGAGGUGAAAUUUGUGUAAAGAGUGAAGAUUGUAUUCCUGGCUAUUAUAGAGAUGCUCAAAAGACCAGUGAACUAAUUGAUAGCGAAGGAUUCUAUCAUACAGGUGAUAUUGGUGAGAUUUCAAAGAGUACCUACAAGGUUAAAGUUAUUGAUAGAAGAAAGAAUAUUUUCAAGUUAGCUCAAGGUGAAUUUGUAGCUCCUGAAAAUUUGGAAAAUCUCUUCAUUUCCAAAUCUCAUUUCAUUGAUCAAAUGUUCUUGUAUGGAAAUUCAUUCAGAUCAUUCAUGGUUGCUGUCAUUGUUCCAAAGAACGUUCCAAUUUUGCAAGAGCAAGUUGCCACUGUUUUGAAAGAACAAAACUUACCAGUACCAGACGCGAUGGAUCUCUCGAGAGGAAGUGUCGCUUAUCAAAUCAUUCAAAAGGAAAUUAUUACUGCAGCAAGAGAAGGAAAAUUAGAGUCCUAUGAAUCUCCAAAGGCAUUUAUAAUUGAUUUGGAAAAAUUCACACCAGACAAUGGUAAAUUGACCAGCUCGUACAAGAUUUGUAGACCAGCCCUCAAUAAGGCCUACAAGGAAGCUCUCGACAAACUCUAU